Messenger RNA from Hymenoscyphus albidus, 2092 nucleotides. The record is from the annotation of a GenBank genome assembly. NCBI's taxonomy places the organism in Eukaryota, Fungi, Ascomycota, Leotiomycetes, Helotiales, Helotiaceae.
CCAUCCCUAAGGGGAACAAUGUCCUAUUAUGAGAAGCUACCACUUAUCGCAAUCUUACGCACAGGACGAAGGACUUCUGGAUCUUAUCUACCCACGCCGUCCAACAUUCUCCUUAGCAAUUAUUUUUCGGAAUCAAUUAAAUCCGAUUCUGUACGUACAGACGGUACAGUAAGCCAUUGCGGGGUGCUUAAUAAUCUCCUGACCGUAUAAUAUACAUCACCCCAUUUAUAUGGGUGAUAUAUAAGAGGGACAUGGAAGUAAAGUAUUAUUGCAUUCAAUCUCCAGUGUUCUUCGAAGAGAUUCUAGAGGUUAAUACCCCAUCAAAUUUUCUGCAAUGCCAUCCUACUCUCGUUCUGCUACCGCCCUAUGGUUCGUCCAAUCGGCUCUUGCGGCUCUUAUCCCAUGGGAAGAAUGGGAUCAUCAACUAGUUGCUCUUGAAGACUCUUCUAUUUUGUUUCACUACGCGGGAUCUGGGCCUCCGUUGCUUCUUGUUCAUGGAUUUCCUGAGCAUUCGGUAAUCUUUUUCUUUCCGUAAUGUUGAUGAUUUCUUGGUCAGAGUUCUUGAUUUAAAACUAACCUUCCUCAAUACUUAGAUAAUGUGGGACAGAAUUGGUCCUAUUCUCGCCCAGAACUACACUGUUAUUGCAGUAGACAAUCGAGGCUGCGGUGAUUCCUCUCUCGCUAUCUCCGGUAACUAUACCGCAUCCGCGGCUAGCGAGGAUCUUUAUGGUGUCCUCAAGUUUCUUAAUAUCACUGAAGCCUAUGUCGUUGGGCAUGAUAAGGGAGUCGGAAUUGUCACAGCACUAGCAGCAAAUCACAGAUCACUCGUAAAAAGACUUUCUAUAAUAGAAUACGCUUUGCACGGGUAUGACAUUUACGAAGCAGCUGCGACACCCUCCCACUCUUGGACUCUUCGGUCAAAUUGGCAAUUGGCUUUCUUCAGUCUACCAGAUGUGGCAGAAUAUUUCAUCAGGGAUCGAGAGAAGAGGAUGUUGUCUUGGUACUUUUACCAUGCAUCCUACACGGGCAACUCUGCCAUCACCGAAGAUCGCCUAAACAAGUAUGCGACAGCAAUUUCAAAGCCAGGUUUCCUCAGAGCUGGAUUUGAGUAUUUUGCCGCUCAAUAUCAAGAUGCUGAAUUCUUUACUUCGAGACUUGGCGCGAACCCUUUGACGAUACCGAUGCUUGUAAUGGGUGGCGAAGCCAGUUUCGGAGAUAUCGCUCUGUUGAAACAAGGUAUGGGGAUUGCGGGUACAAACGUUAUCUACGAUGUUGUUCCCAAGGCUGGGCACUGGAUUUGUGAGUCGUGAAUCCUCAUGGCGUUUGAUGUUUCGAUCCAAGCUGAUUCUGGGGUAGGUGAUGAAAAUUCGAUAUGGGUUGCCAAUCGCUUGGGAGAGUUCUUCCAGGCCGGUGAAGUUAUUCCCGCUGUAGAUCUGGGCUACCUCAAAAAUGUUGUUACCGUACCGCAACAAUUAGCAAUGGGUUUAACUCUGGGUGGCUGAGGCGAGUUCAGAAAAAUGGACUUGUAGUAGAUGGACUUGGAUAAUUCAGACGAGCAACAUUUGCGGUUUGGGGAGCAUUAGUUUGUUGUUAUUUUUUUAGAGUCACAGGGUUAAUGAAUAAAAUAGGUACCUAGGUAGCCCCCCCGGUUGUUUAAAGCCAAUCACGUGACUCAGAGACAAUAUUUAACUCCUUUUUAAGCGCCGCUUAAGCCUAGGCUAAGAUCUGGUGGCUAUUACGGCAGUCAUUCUCGAAUAAGAGGAGCCCAGUGACUAACUACCCUACUUAGCAGGCGAAAGCUGUCACCCAAACUAGGAUUUGACUCGUCCCAAGGCUUCUUUGUUUCUUGGGUCAUCCCAUCUCAUACAGUACGGCCCGGAUUACCAAGGUCCAAGAGCCACGCACUCAACUACUGUAAAGUAGGUAUCCGGGCCUACAACAACUGCAAGUGUCAGAACUCCAAUAUUUUUUGUUGAUUUUGUUUCGAGGAUUACUGUAUGUCUCAAAUCUCAUGUUUCGAGUAUUGACUGAGAGAAGGAUCCGAGCGAUUAUCCCAGAGAUGAUCAAUAUUGAGGAUGCGACAGAAAGGCUG